Molecule: messenger RNA, 9495 nt
Organism: Lactuca saligna
Lineage: Eukaryota; Viridiplantae; Streptophyta; Magnoliopsida; Asterales; Asteraceae
Source: the annotation of a GenBank genome assembly
AUGGAAUCAAACAUUAGCCUCCGAUUGAUGACCGAUCGUGAAGAAGAUGAAGCGCCUCCGACUCAUGAUGGGACCGGAGAAAAUGAAGAAUCGCGGCUAAUCCCAGUGCUCCAACGUCGAUUGAUAGCGAUGAGGGAGCUCAUCGGUGGGUAUAACGUGGUCGUCAACCAUGGAACAGGUGAGCGAACGGGAUGGAAGGCGAUGAUGAAAGGGGGUUCUUUUGGGAAGAAAAAAGGAUCUUCCCAGAGCCAAGAUCACGACUUUGCACAGUUGAUCUUUUCAUGGUCUCUUGACGACAUUCUCAAUGACAACCUUUAUGAACACCAGGUGGAGAAAAUACCACUAACAUUCCAGUCUGAAGAACACUACUUUCGUUCUUUUGUGUAUCCUUUGCUCGAGGAAACACGUACUGAACUGGCUUCAAGUGUAAAUCUGAUGGAUAGAGCUCCACGUGGUGAAGUUUCUUCAUUUAGGAUGGCGAAAGGUAAAGAGAAGAUGAUGUAUGAUGUAACUGUUGGUAAUUGGAGAAACAGUGAACGCCCAAAAGAAUCUUAUCGGACUUUACCUGGUGAUCUGCUUAUUUUAACAAAUGGGGAACCCGGAUCUGUUUUUGAUUUGCAGAGUGUGGGUAGUACAUGGGCUUUUUUAUUAGUAAAUAACACAGAGGAUGAUGAUAGUGGUACACCCGUACAGUUUAAAGUCGCUGCAUCACAAAAGAUCGAACUUCAUGAUCGGAUGUCUGUUAUUUUCUUGAUGAAUAUAACAACCCAGAAAAGAAUCUGGAAUUCAUUGCACAAGCAUGCGAAUCUUGAUAUUAUCAAAGAGAUUCUUUACCCUGAUUCAGUGGUUAACGAGAAGUGUGAUAUGUGUUCAUUAGUUUGCAAUAGUUCUCUCCAAAGAUUCGAUCAAAGUCUUGUAUCUAAACUGAAUGAAUCCCAGAAAGCAGCUAUUAUGGCUUCGAUUGGUAAAGUGGAAUGUUGCCAUAAAUCCUCUGUGGAACAAAUAUGGGGACCCCCUGGAACAGGGAAAACGAUGACAGUAAGUGUGAUGCUCUUUAUCUUCUUGCAAAUGAAGUGCAGGACACUUACAUGUGCUCCAACGAAUGUUGCCACAGUAGCAGUAGCCUCACGUGUUCUAAGCUUGGUAAAGGAAUCAUCUAAAACUAUAACUGCAAGUGGUGAUUCGUUUUGUUCCAUUGGAGAUUUGCUCUUGUUUGGCAACAAGGAGAGGUUGAAAGUUGGAACAGAGAUUGAAGAAAUCUAUCUGGAUCAUCGAAUUGAGAGGCUUACAGAGUGCCUUGGAUCUCUGUCUGAAAAUGAAUCGUUCAAGGAAGAACAACUUACAGAUGAAAACAAAAGUAAAACCAACAAAAGCAUGAAAGUCAAAUCAUUCAUGGAGUUUGUGCGAGAACGAUUCAGUUCUUUUGUACAACCACUCAAAAGGUGCAUUAUCACAUUCUGUACUCAUAUCCCAAGAAGUUUCAUGAAGCAAGAAAAUUUCCAAACUAUGGUCUCUCUUUUGGAUAAUUUAAGCUCUUUGGAAUCUUUGUUGUCUAAAAAGAAUCUGGUUUCGGAUGAACUUGAGCACCUUUUCGUUUCUAAACCUUUGGAAGAUGAUUUUGUCAACUCAGGACACAUGUCAUCGAUCAAUUCUGUCAGAAUCAUGUCCCUUUCUCUUUUAAAAACUCUGCAGACAUCUCUUGGAGGACUCAAGCUUCCAAAUGGUUCCAGAGAUGCAAUAACACGGUUUUGUUAUGAAAGAGCUUCUCUUAUAUUCUGCACACCUUCUACUUCCUUUAAGCUGCAGAAAUUCAAAAUUGAACCUUUGAAGUUACUGGUUAUAGAUGAAGCUGCUCAGAUGAAAGAGUCUGAAGCCAUCAUUCCCCUUCAAAUUCCUGGAAUGAGGCAUGCUAUUCUCAUUGGAGAUGAGUGCCAGUUACCUGCAACGGUUAAAAGCAGUGUUUCUAGUGAAUGUGGCUUGGGAAGAAGCUUAUUUGAAAGAUUGAGUUUAUUGGGUCAUUCUAAGCAUCUACUGAAUGUUCAAUACAGAAUGCAUCCUACAAUAAGUUCCUUCCCAAAUAGGCAGUUUUAUCAAAACAAAAUUCUGGAUGCAGAAAAUGUGACAUGUAAAAGCUAUGGAAGGCAAUAUCUUUCAGGACCGAUGUUUGGUUCGUAUUCAUUUAUAAAUAUUGUUGGAGGAAGAGAAGAAGGGGAUGAUGUCGGGAGCAAAAGAAACAUGGUUGAGGUGUCUAUUGUGGUUAAGAUAGUGCAGAAACUCUAUGAAGAAUGGAAAAAGUCUAAGAAAAAGGGUGGAGAAGAAGAUAUCAUUAUUUUAUCUACUGUAAGAUCGAAUAGCCAUGGGAAUGUCGGAUUCACUUCUAGUCAUCAAAGGACUAAUGUUGCAUUGACCAGAGCACGGCAUUGUCUCUGGAUAUUGGGAAACGAAAGAACCCUGGCUCGUAGUGACUCGAUAUGGAAAGAUUUAGUGUUUGAUGCAAGGAAUCGUCGUUGUUUGUUUGAUGCUGAUGCUGAUAAAUGCUUGAAGAAGAUAAUAAUAGAUGUAAAGCAAGGGCUAGAACCUCUUAACGAUAUGGUUAAGGGGAAUAGCUUACUUCUUAAACAUGUCAAAUGGAAGAUUCUCUUCAGCGAUAAUUUCAGAAAAUCUUUUGGAAAACUGAUGGAUUCUCGCAUGAAGAAUGUAUUUGUAGAUUUUCUACAGAAACUCUCUGGUGGAUGGCGUCCCAAUGAUGGAAACACAGACUUAAAGGUUUUGAAAAUAUAUAAGGUUGAAGGGCUCCAUGUUGUUUGCACAAUUGAUAUCAUCAAGGAGUUGAAGUACAUACAGGUUUUAAGGAUCUGGGAUAUACUACCUUUGAAGGAGAUUCCAAAAUUGAGAAAAGAACUUGACAGCAUUUUUGCUACAUACACAAAUGAUCAUAUGAAUCGUUGCACAACGAAACAUUUGGAGGGGAACUUGGAAAUUCCUAAGAGUUGGGCAUCAUCCCAAAAUAUCAUCCAGUUGCAUAUGAAGUUCUACUCCUUAACACUUGGGAUGGUGAACCAUUUGCGUUUUGGUAGAGAAAUUGAUCUACCCAUGCAACUCUCUGAUGAACAGAUGGAUGCAUUUUUAUCUUCCAAAAGUUCAUUCAUAAUUGGACGAUUAGGAACUGGAAAAACCACUAUCUUGACGAUGAAGCUGUUACAAAAUGAGCAGUCUUUUCAUGCUAUUUGUAAAGCAGAGAGCAGCCGAGUUAAAGAUGCUGAAGUUGUUGAUGAUCAUGAAGAAAGCAAACCGAUUGUUUUGCGACAGCUUUUUGUGACAGUUGACCAAAAAUCAUGCUAUAUGGUGAAGCAACAUGUUUCCCAACUUAAAAGUGUUCCAUGUGAUGGGAAUUCAUCAAGAGAGAUUAAUCUUGAUGAUGUGGAUAUAACAUCAGAAUCCGAUGUGCCAGACACAUUCAUUGAUGUCCCUGAGAAAAGAUAUCCUCUUGUGAUAACAUUUCAUAAGUUUCUCAUGAUGUUGGAUGGAACAUUGGGUGAUUCGUUCUUUGAAAGAUUUCAUGAAGCAAGAGAAGGCUCUCAUGGUAACCAUAUAAGUUCAAGAUCUGUUGCAUUGCAAACUUUUAUAAGAUCAAGAAACGUUACAUUUGACAGAUUUUGUUCGCUUUACUGGCCCCACUUUGAUUCAAAUUUAAAAAAGAAGCUUGAUCCUUCAAGAGUGUUCACCGAAAUGGUUUAUCAUAUAAAAGGAGGAGAAAUUCCUGAUGGAAAACUGACUUAUGAAGGCUACUCUUUAUUGUCUGAAGGUUGUGCAUCCACUUUAACAAAACAAAAAAGAGAGAAUGUUAACACCCUCUUUCAAACCUAUGAAAAGAUGAAAACUGAACGUAGGGAAUUUGAUUUGGGAGAUUUAGUAAAUGAUCUUCAUCAUCGACUUAAAACCAAGAGUUAUGAAGGUGACCAAAUGGACUUUAUUUACAUUGAUGAAGUGCAAGAUCUUAGUAUGAGGCAAAUUUCUCUUUUCAAAUAUAUUUGCCAAAAUGUUGAUGAAGGAUUUAGUUUUGCGGGUGAUAUUGCGCAAAACAUUGCAAGAGGGAUUGAUUUUAGGCUUGAAGAUAUACGAUCUAUGCUCUAUACCGAGUUUUUAGGAACCCGAACAUCUGGAAAACAAGAGAAAAUUGAUAUGUUUGAGAUCUUUCAACUGAAACAGAACUCCAGAACUCAUGCUGGUGUGCUCAAAUUAGCUCAGAGUGUCAUUGACAUUCUAUACUGUUACUUUGCUCACUCAAUUGACAUUUUGGAGCCUGAGUCAACACUUUUUUAUGGGGAGGCUCCUGUUUUGCUCAAUUCUGGCAAUGAUAAAAACGCUAUUGUGAAAAUCAUUGGUGGCACAAGAACAAGUAAAGGAUUUGUUGGCUUUGGUGCUGAACAGGUGAUAUUGGUACGUGAUAAUUAUGUGAAGGCUGAGAUUUGUGAAUAUGUUGGAAAGCGUGCUCUUGUUUUGACCAUAGAAGAGUGCAAGGGUCUUGAGUUUCAGGAUGUGUUGCUCUACAACUUUUUUGGGUCAUCUCCUUUGAAAGACCAGUGGAGUGUUAUAUAUGAUUACAUGAAGGAACAAGAUUUGCUUACUGAGGACCUUCCUCACUCAUUCCCGAGCUUCAAGGAUUCAAGACAUAAUGUAUUGUGUUCUGAAUUGAAACAGUUGUAUGUUGCUAUAACUAGGACGAGGCAAAGGCUUUGGAUAUGUGAGAAGAAUGAGGAGCUAUCUAAGCCAAUGUUUGAUUACUGGAAAGGGAGGUGCCUUGUUAAAGUAAGGAAGCUGAAUGAUUCAGUAGCACGGGCAAUGCAAUGUGGAAGCAGCCCUCAGGAGUGGCUGGAGUGUGGUAAAAAGCUUUUCUAUGAGAAUGUUUUUGUGAUGGCUACAAUGUGCUUCGAAAAAGCUGGAGAUUCGAUGUGGGAGACAAUGGCCAAGGCUUCUGAACUCAGAGCAUCUGCUGACCAGAUGUGUGAAAUAAAUCCCGAAGCUGCUUCAUGUCAUCUUAGAGAAGCAGGUGAAAUGUUCGAGUCCAUUGGGAAACUGGAGCUAGCAGCUACUUGUUAUUCUGAUUUGGGAGACCAUGAAAGAGCUGGAAAAUUUUAUUUGGAUAAGUGUGGGGACAUUAAUGCAGCAGCAGAGUGUUUCUUGUUAGCAGGAUGUUAUAGUGAUGCAGCAGAAGCUUAUGCCAAGGGAGAUCAGUUUUCUAACUGUCUGUCAGUUUGCAGAAAAGGGGAACUUUUUGAUACAGGUUUCCAGUGUAUAGAAUAUUGGAAAGAGCAUGUUCAUGUUCGAAGUAAAGAAAUAGAACAAAUCGAGCAAGAUUUUCUGGAGAGUUGUGCUCUUAGUUACUACGAGCGCAAAGACAGUAACUCCAUGAUGAAAUUUGUCAGAGCUUUUUCUUGUAUGGAAUCAAAACGUGUUUUCUUGAGGUGGUUAGGCUGCCUUAAAGAUCUUUUGCUGUUGGAAGAAGAGUCAGGACAUUUUCUGGAUGCUGCUGAGCUUGCAGGGUCAUGGGGUGAUGUUCUGAAAGAGGCUGGUCUUUUGGAGAAGGCUGCUCAUUUUAAGGAAGCAACAUUGCUCAUACUUUGUUAUGUGUUCUCUAACUCCUUAUGGGGAACUGGAAACACAGGUUGGCCAUUGAUCCCAUUUGCUCAGAAGAAAUCACUUUGUAAGAAAGCAAAGUUACUUGCAAAAAUGGAUUCGGAUACAUUUUUUAGUUUUGUUUGUAGUGAGGUUAAAGUACUCUCUAAUCACCAGAGCUGCUUGUCUGAGCUGAAGAAGCAUUUACAUGCUUCCCAGCAACACAAGAGUCUGAGGGGAGUAUUCUUAUCGAUUAGAAAGAUUUUGGAUGCUCAUCUCCAGUUGAAUAUUUUAAAGUAUGACUGGGAGGAUGUGUUACCAACUGAUAUUAGUAAGUAUGUAGAGGACAAGAUCUCUCAGAAUCAAGUUUCUGUUAGAACUCUGGUUUUUUAUUUUAAUCUCUGGAAGAACAACGUACUGGAUAUCUUCCAGAGUCUUGGAGGACUUGAGAAUGCAGAACCAAAUGAGCAUGAAGGUCAUAUUGAUUUCUGUUUAAAUUAUUUUGGUGUGAGGAAACAAUAUGUUAAAGGAAACAUUGUUUACUUGUUAGUCAACAAGGAUUUUGAUUGGGUAAGAAAUGUUAGUGAUAACAAGGGGUUUCAUAGGGAUGGAGAAAUUCUAAUUUUAGAUGGCAAGCAGUUGGGGCUUGCUAUUCGGUCAUAUUGGCAGUCAGUUUUACUUUCAGUGGGUGUAAAGGUGCUUGAAACUCUUCAAUCUCUCUAUAAUUUGACUCUAAACGGUUCUUCAUUUCACCAAAGCACAUCUCUUCUUCACAUUUUUGAGGUGUCCAAGUUUCUUUUAGAUUGUCAAGAUCUUAACCUCACAGUUGAUGAUAUGAAGAUUUUGCAAGUUUUUCUUGGAAGCUCUAUGAUAUAUUUUGACUAUGUGUUUCCGUUAGACUGGCGAAAAUCAGUCUCUAGGAACUUGAUUGCCUUAAGGGAGAGUGAUCUUUCAAUGAACUUGCUGGAGGAAGUUAUUCUUCAGCACCUCAACAUUGAAAGUGACCUCACCUAUUGGACAACUGGGAGAGUGAUGAUGAUAUGUCUUAGUUCCAAAAAAUCUGUUGCAGUUAAGGAGAAGAUUAUUAGGGAUCUUCAAUGGAAUCCCUUAUGGAAGUCAUUUGCUGAGAAAUUUACGGAAGAUGGCUUCAAUGAGGUUUAUGUUGCUCUAACACUCCAGAAUGCUCUGGAAGAUACUUAUAGAGCUUACUGGUGGUUUCCUGGUUACAUGUCACCUCACAGUUUUGUGUAUCUCAUGGAUCGUCUUCUUUUCAUGGCAUCUUUCUCGUUAGGAGUCUUUUUCACUACAAAAUCUUCUUUUGUUGAAUGGUAUACUCAUUUUCACAUGAUGUCUACUCCAGAUUUAAAACAGAUAUUUUCGAAGGAUAUCGCACACUUUCUUGUUGGAAUAGUUCAGCACAUUCUCUACAAGAAAGAGGAAACCAUAUCAUGGAUUGGACGAUCUAACAUUGUUGCCACUUAUUACCAUCCACUGAUAGCAUUGAAGUUGGUUAUGAUAGUCUCUUUAAUUUCUUUGCAAUUAUCAGAUUGUUCCCAAGUAGUAUUUGAUUUGCUGUUGGGGUGGAACAACAUUGCUUAUUUGCUUCCCAAGAAGUUUGUAGGUGAUCUUAUAAGGAGAAGGAACGGUUGUAACUUGAAUUUAAAUCCAGAUAUGGUUGCAGAAGCAUUUGCAAGCAUAGAAGAUCCUCUUCUAAUUGUGAGUUCGGGAAAUGCAACUCCAAGAGUUCAUGCUCCAUGUGCAAUAUUUGUGGACCUUAAGAGACCUAGAGAAGAGAUCAUGAGUGUAUUGUUCCCAGGUGAAACUACACUUCAUCCCCAGAAAGACAAAGCUACAAUGAUAACUGAGGCGAAUCAUGUUGAGGAAACUAGCGAUGAACAUAGCAAUGUUGACCAUUCACUGGUGGAAUUGGAGGUAGAAAGUCAAAGCAGCAACGGUAACACUCAGGAUUCAGGAAACAAAACAAGGAUGGGAAAUAGCAGCAGAAGGAAGAAGAGUAAAAAAAACAGAGGUAGCAACACUCAAAAUACAUUAGCUACUGUUUUUUUGGAUGAACAACCUUGUGCCAGAGAAAGUACCACUCAACCUGAAGCAAAAAACUCAUGGGAUGACCUUACAACUCUACUUGAAAGAAACAACUCAUGGGGUGACCUUACAACUUCACCUGAAGCAAAAAACUCAUGGGAUGACCUUACAACUCUACAGGAAGGAAACAACUCAUGUGGUGACCUGAAGCAGGCUUCUUAUGCAUCUAAUAUGAGUCGACCCAAAGUGGAGCUUCCAGAUUCUACUAGUGGAAUAAGAACUGGUGUCCAAACAACUGUGGAGAGGCUGCAAAGUAACAAGAGAAUGGUAGAUGCUUUCUCUAGCCAGUCUGUCAUUGGUCAGGAAUGGAAGGAUGUUAAAAAGGUGGGUUCAGAGGAGAAAUGUGUGGAGGAAGCUGAUGAUCAACACAGCAUUAAUGUUGGUCAAUUACUGCUGGAAUCGGUGUUAGAAAACAAAACCAAUGAUGAUAGCACUCAGAAUGCGGAAAUCAAGAAAGGGAAUGGAAAGAACAAGGGGAAGCGGAUUAAGAAGAACAAAGAAAAACAAACUAGCAAUGAGAAGUCGAAGGAUGUUGAAUUUAAGGAAGGGAAGGGUAAGAACAUGGAGAAAUGGAUUACAAAGAACAAAGUUAGCAAUAGUGUAAAUACAGUUAAUGGUGAUGGCAAUUGCAAUGAUCAUCCACUGAUGCUAGAAAAACAAACCAGCAGUGAGAACACUCAGGAUGCAGAAAUCAAGAAAGGGAAGGUGAAGAGUAAAUUGAAGAAAGGCAGCAACAGUCUAACUACAUUUACCACUGUUCUUGUGGAUGGACAACACUGUGCUGGAAAAGAUACAACUCUACAGGAAGCAAACAUCACAUUCAAUGACCUGAAACAACCUUCUUUUGCAUUCGAAACAAGUCAACCCGAAGCAGAUCUUUUAAUUUCUAAGAGUGGUGAAACUACUGUGCAAACAUUUGUGGAGAAGAUGCAAAGUAGCAGGCCAAUGGCAGAUGGUUUCUUUAGCUAUGUGGGUUCAGAGAGCAGCAACAUAACCAAGGCUCUUCAGGUGGAGAAUCAUGUGGAGGAAACUGAGCAUGAUGAACUCAGCAUUGGUGAUCAUUCACCUCUGGAAUUGUGGUUAGAAAGCCAAAGCACCAAUGAUACAACUCAGGAUAUGGAAAACAAGAAAAGGAAGGGAAAAUAUGUUAUUGAAGAAGAUACAACUAUGUGUGAAGAAAAUAGUGCAUACAACGACCAGGAGCCUUCUUCUCCUUUUGAUAGGAGGAUAAAUACAUUGGACACAGUGAAAUGCGGUAGCUUUCUAGGUUUAGCAGUAGCAUUCUUGGGAAUUUGCAUGUGGAGGAAAACUUGAUUAAAUGGUAAUGAUGCUUCUUAAGGUAUUUCGCAAACUUCAUAUAUAUAAGUAAAAAACGAAGAAAGAGAAUUAGAGAAAAGAGACCUCAUUCUCCUCUCUAGGAACUUCUCUAGGAACUGAAGGGGUGCUUUGCAUAUGAUAAAAUGGCAUCAGGUGCAUUCAAGCCAAAGGAAGAGCAGAGAAUUUGAUUAUCAACUUCAUCAAAUCACUUCUUUCCUGGUUUGAUUUUUAUGUUUUCAUGUAUAUGAAGCAUAGUUUGAUUUAGAUAUUUUGAUUUGACAAUGAUAACUAAUUUCCACUAGCUACUUGGCCUAAGUUGUAUGGGCACUAUAAGUUUUACGAAUGUGCAUGUGCUUAGUCUUGUCUCACUUAUGCCUCAUUCCCGAGUCUCAUUUAAGGAGGGAAGGGGAGGUAAGUGGAAGGAAUCGGGGGAAAGGCUGAUAAAAUCUUGUUCCCGAG